This is a messenger RNA of Vitis riparia (riverbank grape), 2242 nucleotides long. RefSeq names its product probable glucuronoxylan glucuronosyltransferase IRX7. Gene Ontology annotation, molecular function: glycosyltransferase activity. The record is from RefSeq and is a predicted model, not a curated record. NCBI's taxonomy places the organism in Eukaryota, Viridiplantae, Streptophyta, Magnoliopsida, Vitales, Vitaceae. The coding region runs from base 450 to 1832 and encodes 460 amino acids. The transcript has 4 exons.
GUUUGGCCAUUGUAGUAAAGAAUUGGGACAAAACCAGCGUAGAAACCGAGACCCUCGCCGAGCUCCAAUCUGCUCCACCACCAUGCAUGUGACCCUUCUGAAGGUCUGAAACCAAAGCCUCUUCCGCUCCUCUGUACCUCUCACUUUCUCCUCUGCAACUUUUAAUUUGGGGUUCUAUUUUUUGGGUUUUUUUGGAAGGCACCAGAACUUGACCAAACCCAUUGUUGUGGAUUAAAGUAGAAGCGAAAACGAAAUUCAUCAAAAUUUUUAUGGUUUUUUUAUUUGUUGAAGUGGAAAACCGAACUGCCAACAACCCAUAUUUUCAAUCUCUGUUUCUUUGUCCGCACUUCAUCUUGAACCAAAUAACGAAAGAUCCAUCUCAACUGCUGAACCCAUAAUCUGGUAGUGAUCUUUGUGCGUGUUGUUGUUUGGGUAUUGGUUUAAAUGAGAUGGCGGACUUUAGCAGACCCUCCAGGAAUAGAGGGUUCUAUGUAAGGAUGAGGCUCUUGCAUAAGCAAGGGAGGCAGGAGAAGAGCUACUGCUUCAGGUACUUCAGAUGGGUUCUCUGGUUGUCUCUGUCUCUCUAUUUCUUCAGCUCUUACCUCAUCACCAACCACCCCAGGAAGCUCACCUCUAUUCCUAAAGUCACCGUCUCUAACUCUAAAGCCUCUCGUGCUUUGUUUGAAACCGUUAACACGACUAUUCAACAACAACCCAGAGACCACCAAGAUUUGUUCAAGGAUUUGAAGGUAUAUAUCUAUGAUUUGCCGUCGAAAUACAACGUUGACUGGUUAUCAAACGAGCGAUGCAGCAAUCACCUCUUCGCUUCGGAGGUCGCCUUACACAAAGCUCUGCUGGAGAGCGACGUACGGACUUUUGACCCAUGGGAAGCUGAUUUCUUCUUCGUCCCCGUCUACGUGUCCUGCAACUUCAGCACCGUUAAUGGCUUCCCCGCCAUCGGACAUGCACGCCCUCUUUUGUUAUCCGCGAUUCAACAUAUCUCCACCCAGUUGCCAUUCUGGAAUAGGAGUCUCGGCGCUGACCACGUCUUUGUCGCCUCUCACGAUUACGGAGCUUGCUUUCACGCCAUGGAGGACGUAGCCAGGGCAGAUGGGAUACCAGAGUUCUUGAAGAAAUCUAUCAUACUGCAGACCUUUGGCGUCAAACACCAACACCCGUGUCAAGACGUCGAGAAUGUGUUGAUACCCCCAUACGUGUCUCCGGAAAAAGUACAGUCAACCCUCGAUUCAGCUCCGGCGAACGGCCAGAGAGACAUAUGGGUUUUCUUUAGAGGCAAAAUGGAAGUCCAUCCCAAGAACAUUAGCGGACGAUUUUACAGCAAGGCUGUGAGAACGGCGAUAUGGCAAAAGUACGGCGGGAACCGGAAAUUUUACCUGAAAAGGCACCGAUUUGCCGGUUACCAGUCAGAAAUCGUACGGUCUGUCUUCUGUUUAUGCCCACUUGGGUGGGCGCCGUGGAGCCCUAGACUAGUAGAAUCGGUGGUUUUGGGAUGCGUGCCGGUCAUAAUAGCCGAUGGCAUCCGGUUGCCCUUCUCCGAGGCCAUACGCUGGCCGGCAAUAUCCCUCACGGUGGCUGAAAAGGACGUGGGAAAGUUGGGAAUGAUUCUGGAGGACGUGGCAGCCACCAAUCUCUCAACUAUUCAAAAGAAUUUGUGGGACCCAGAGAACAAGCGGGCCCUACUUUUCAACAAUCAAGUGCAAGAAGGGGACGCCACGUGGCAGGUUCUUAAUGCUCUAUCGCAUAAGCUAGACAGAUCACACAGGAGGUCAAGACAAUCUUCGAAUGGGCAUGCGACACGUGACGUCUCAUGACCGGAUUAUGGCGAUGCCAGCUAUAGAAUGCCUUUUUCACGACGUGGAUGCGGAUGCAUGGGAUUAGUGGAGGCCAGCUAGACUCUAUUGGACAGAAGGUAGAAUAUUGUAGUGAAGCACGGGGGCCCACCGCCGCAGAGAGAUAUAAGAUUGGAUUGUGUUCGCAUGUGAAGAUUUGCUGACAUGGCGAACCCUGAUUGGAUGUUUCUGGAGCUUCUGCACGACACUAUUGACCUUGAGGAGUAAAAUGUUGGAGGAAAAAAACAAAUUAAGAAUAAGAUUGGUGGGGGGACCCCCUCAUGUUGAAGCCCAGUAAAUAAAUAAAAUUCCACAAACAAUAACUUAUUUCAGAUAUUUUGAUGAGAGAGCGGAUUCUACGUUGUUGGAAAUUGGAAUGACACAUUGACACU